Didymella exigua CBS 183.55 is the source of this 1602-nucleotide messenger RNA. RefSeq lists its product as uncharacterized. Lineage: Eukaryota; Fungi; Ascomycota; Dothideomycetes; Pleosporales; Didymellaceae. The transcript has 3 exons. The coding region runs from base 1 to 1602 and encodes 533 amino acids. The record is from RefSeq and is a predicted model, not a curated record.
AUGUGCGGUUACAGCUUACUGACACCGCUCAGCGUAUCGACGGAGAAGGAAACACCCUAUGCCACGCACCCAGCGACUGGUGGUCCCACGCCGGACUAUUCUGCACCGCAAGUCGUCCCUAGCCAGCAAGCAUAUCCGUUUGGAGCUCAACCGUUCCCACCUUCUUCACAUGGCGGUAGCACACUUGUAUCGCCUCAGCCAAGACCAUAUACGUUCAAGGAGCAUGUCGACACAUACGACCAACAAGUAUCGCGGCCAGGCUCUAUCCCGCCCCCUGUACCACCCAAAGAUGACAGGAAGUGUGGAUUGAAGAAGCGCACCUUCUGGAUGCUGACGGGGUGUGUCGUCUUCUGGCUCAUGGCACUCGCCGUGGGCCUCGGAGCUGGGCUAGGUAUUGGCCUGUCAAAGAAAAACAAUAAUGAGGUCAAGGUUGACCCGUUCUGCCGUGACCACCCUAAGCUUUGUAUUGGCGGCUCAUUGAAUGCCGAGUACCUGUCAAAGAAGGGAGCUUUCAAUGGAUCCGGUAUUGCACUGGCUGGAGAGUCUUGGAAUCCAAAGAAUGGUACGCUCUUUACCUUGUACUUCCAGCAUCAUACAGGAGCAAUUCGGUAUUUGAAGUACACCAAGGGUCAGAAGUGGAUCGGCGGCGGUAUCACAGAGACAGUUGCCAGCAACGCAAAAAAUGCAACGCCCAUCUCAGCUGUAGCCUACGUUGCCAACGCGACGCAAUUUUUUCAUGUGUUCUAUGUUGGAGACGACAACAAAGUCAAGCAGGUUACUCAGACCAACGAGACAACCUCCACGCAACUAUGGACAGACGGUCCUCUCAGCAAGCAGAAUCUCGAAGUCAGCCGUGAAUCUCCUAGUACUGGACUGCAAGCGUGUUGGAAAGGCAACUUCUACGGCGACUCGGACUACAGCAAAUUUCCAACUGUCAAUGGCAGCAUAAAUGAUAUACCUUUCGACAACAGACUGGGCAUGAACAUCUGGUACGCAUCGGAUGAUUCUACCUUCAAGCAGUAUGCCUGGUAUGCCGGCAGCCCCGAUUGGAAGCAUAUCCAGCGGUGGCAGGGCUUCAAUACACAGGCUGGUGUUGGCUGCUAUAGUUGGGGGGCUGGCACAACACAAUACGCCAUGAUGGUCAACAAGAACGAUGACGUCGAGGUAUACUGGAAAGACACCGAUACCAACCUGACUACCAAGGUCCAGGACGAGGAUCACCCUUACAACGUCUUCGUCAAUGCCUCGGGCGCCACUAUUCCUGAUGUUUGGCCCUCAACGUCGUUGGGAUAUACCACCUACUUCUACGCCCAGUCCGCAGAUCGAAGCAUUCGCGGCUAUGACAUCAACUACAACGCGGAGAACACAUCGUAUCCUGGGCACGAGAACUUUACAGUCCAGACGCCUGCACAACCGUUAUACGCUCUUGGCGGCACGCAUUUGACUGUGUCCGCUGUGGCAGAGAAGGACAACGACGGAGAUGUACUGUACGACAGUCUGUAUGUAUUCUUCCAAACGGAGGGAGACGAUAUUACAGCAGCGACGAGGAGAUUAUACGGCGGCGAGUGGACCAUUGCGCCGCUCAAGAUCCCGGACACAUGA